AAUAUAAAUUAAUUACUUUUAAAGGAAUAAGCUAUUUUAAGUCUAGCAAGAAUCCAGACGAGAUUGUAGAGAUCUUAUAAAAACAAUAAAUUGACCUUAUUAGAAAAUGUGAGGGGUGUUUAAACCAAUUACUAGAUAAAUAAAUUAACAUCUGUAAUUUAAACUCCUAUUAAAAACAGAAUUUAUAUAUGCAAAAACAUUUUAGACUGGUUUAAAAAGUAUUGCAAAAUAAGACGUUACAAGGUGGUAAAGCUAUGACUCAAGAAUACGAACUAACAGGAAGUUUUGAAGUCGUUGAAUAUUCUGAAAACAUUGAUGAAAUAUUGAAACUUUUAUGCAAUGGAUGUGAAGUUAGACAAUCAAAUUUGUCAAAAAAAAGUACAAAUAUUGUGUGCUUAAUGAAGAAAAAAUAUCUUUUUCUUGAUGAAGACAAAACUGUUUUAAGAUAUAAACCAUCAGUUCUACGGAGUAAUUUCAAAAUCUUGGUUUCAAACAUUAAUGAUAUAAAUGUUGCGGAAUCUAUUGAAACAAAACUCUGUUUUAAGAAGAAACUUCUUCAUCAGUUUAUUAUUUCAUAUAAAGAUGAAGAAAAUAAUGCACAUCAAAUAGGUUUUAUUGUAGAAGACCAAAACCAAUUGAAACUUUGGACUUCAGGUCUUCAAUAUUUAUCAGAUAAGUUUAAAAAACCAGAAGAUCCAAUUGUUGAUGAUUGGUUACGUGAGGCAUAUUUUGCUGCUGAUAUCAACAAGAAUAAUUUGCUUGGUUUAAAAGAAAUCAAUCAGAUGUUUAAUUCCUUAAACAUAUUUAAAGAAAACUCUGAUAUUAAGCUCAAAUUUCAAGAAUGCUGCAGUGAUGGUAAAAAUAAUGAGAAUGCACAGUUGACACGAACUGAGUUUGCAAAGUUUUUUAAGUUCUUUUCAUUUGAUAGUAAUGAAGUUUCGAGCAUAAUAAAGGAUUAUGGAAGAACAAUAUAUGGCAAAAUUUGCCUGAAUGCAGAAUCUCUACAAAAAUUUUUGUCAGAAGUACAACAGCAAAAGUUAAGUUUAAGUGAAUGCAAGAAGUUAAUUACAAAAUAUGAUGAAAAUAAAGGUUCUUUCCUUUCAGCUGAAGGAGUAAUAAGAAUGUUAAUCUCUGAGGAUAACGACAUUCUUGAUCCAAUACAUAAAAAUAUUCAUCAAGAUAUGUCACGACCUUUAACAGAUUAUUUUAUCAACUCAUCUCACAACACCUAUCUGUUAAGUGAUCAACUUGUUGGUAUGUCCAGCACUAAAGCAUAUGACAAAGCUUUAAAAAAAGGGUGUAAAACUUUGGAGUUGGAUUGUUAUGAUGGUGAAAACAAUGAACCAAUUGUAUACCAUGGUUUUACUUUAACAUCUAAAGUACUUUUCAAGGAUAUAAUUGAUACUAUUGCAUUUGGUGCAUUUUUACAGUCAGAUUAUCCAGUAAUUUUGUCUUUUGAAAAUCAUUGUUCACCUGAGCAACAAAUUGUCAUGGCACAACAUUUAAAAGAAAAACUAGGAAACAUGCUGUUUGUUGAAGAUCCUGAUGUAAAUCAAUCAAAGCUCCCCUCUCCAGAAGCAUUAAAAAGAAAAAUUUUCAUAAAGGCAAAGAAACGAAGUCAAAAUGCAGAAAUUGAUGAUGAUGCAGUUGAUGCAAGCAUCAAGAAACGUCAAUCCAAAAUAAAGCAGAAAAUUAAUGUAGCUGAAGAAUUCUCCAACAUUAUAAACUAUGUUGAGUCUAUUACUUUUAAGUCGUUGGAGCAGGGCCUUGCUUCUCAAAAGUAUUUUCAAAAUGUAUCACUUGGUGAGAAAAAAUUAUUGCAACUUGGUAAAGAUUAUCCAAUGAAACUUAUUGAAUAUAGCAAUAAAUUUUUGGUAAGGACAUAUCCUAGAGGUUCAAGAAUUGACUCCAGCAACUACAAUCCAACUAAAGGAUGGGUGUUUGGUUGCCAAAUUGUUGCAUUGAAUUUUCAAACCCCAGGGGAAUUGAUGGAUAUUAAUGAUGGCUUGUUUGCUUUGAAUGGGAAAUGCGGAUAUGUCCUCAAACCUGAGUGUUUAAGAAGUGGCAAGUUUGAUCCUCAAAAUGUUGAAAAUUUCAGUAAAACUGUUUGUAAAGUCAACAUCAAGAUUAUAAGUGGACAUCUGCUUCCAAAAGCUUCAAAAGAUGGAACUAUACCAGAUCCUUUUAUCAGAGUAAACAUACAUGGUAUCCCUAAGGAUGAAGUUCUUGGAAAGUUUGCAACAAAAAAAAUCAAAAGAAAUGGUUUCAAUCCCCAGUGGAAUGAGGAUUUUCAAUUUGAUUUGUAUGCACCUGAAUUAGCACACAUAAGAUUUGCCAUUAGUGAUAGUGACAUGGGUGCGGAUGAUUAUAUCUGCCAGUACUCCAUACCUUUUUCUGCCAUAAGAACAGGUUAUCGACGGGUGCCACUACUCAAUCGUUCAGGUCACACAAUUCGAAAUGCUUCUCUUUUGGUCUUUAUCCAAAAAAAUAUUAAAUAGUAUAUAGGCAUAAAUUAUAAAGUUGUAAAUAGCAUCACGCGUAUCACGCGUUGGUAAAUAGCAUAGGCAUCACGCGUUAGUUAGGAAAAUUUGCAGUUUUUUUAUUUUUGAUUCGAUAUUGUAUUAAUCUUACAUACAAUUACUUUUAAUUAUUGCACAUUUUUUUAAAUUAAAUUUAAAAUUUUAGGUAUAUUUUAUAAAAUGAAUUAUAUUAAUCACAUUAAA
Hydra vulgaris (swiftwater hydra) is the source of this 2723-nucleotide messenger RNA. Its product is annotated as 1-phosphatidylinositol 4,5-bisphosphate phosphodiesterase zeta-1. NCBI's taxonomy places the organism in Eukaryota, Metazoa, Cnidaria, Hydrozoa, Anthoathecata, Hydridae. Gene Ontology annotation, molecular function: phosphatidylinositol-4,5-bisphosphate phospholipase C activity. Gene Ontology annotation, biological process: lipid metabolic process; phosphatidylinositol-mediated signaling; release of sequestered calcium ion into cytosol. The record is from RefSeq and is a predicted model, not a curated record.